GGACGUCUACACAUGUUUUACCUAUGCGUCAGGAAGCGGCUAACACAAACCGGUGUUAAAUACGCAAGCAGUGUGAAUAAAAAAGGCCGAAGGAAGAGCCAGCGGUUUGUCAUUCGUGCGGAAUUCCACGAUUGUUGGUGUUUUACAAACGGAAAUGCGACAGUUAGUUCGAAUGUGUCAUGAAUUCAGGAUGUCGGUAGCGGGACUUUGAAGUUUUAGUCACACUCAUCGUAGACCCUCCGGUUUAGCAGUAAUGUUGAGUUCUUGACAUAAAAUUCCUGUCUCAAUUUUCAUGUUGCGGUUGUCCAGCUAGCUGAUGUGCAGCAUUUGACACUGACAGGAUGGUACAGCAGUACAAGUCCCCCGUACGGGUGUACAAACACCCGUUCGAACUUGUUAUGGCGGCGUAUCAGAAACGGUUCCCCACCUGUAAGAUGAUACCAAUCUUCUUAGGCAGCGAGAUUCUGUCGGACUUCAAGAGCGACGACGAGGCCGUACACGUCGUGGAGCGACGCUGCAAACUCAACAUGGACGCCCCCUACCUGCUGAAAAAGAUUGUAGGCGUGGACUACAUCUACUUCAUCCAAAAGAACUCGCUGAAUUGGCGCGACAGGACUCUGAAGAUUGAGGCUUACAACGAGAGUUUCUCCUCACGAAUCAUGGUCAUCGAAGGCUGCACAUAUUUUAUUCACCCGGAGAACCCAGACUGGACCUGCUUUGAGCAGACGGCCAGCCUGGAGGUCAAGUCCUUCUUCGGCUUCGAGAACACGGUGGAGAAGAUGGCAGUCAAGCAGUAUGCAGCAAGCCUCAAGAAGGGUAAAGAGAUCUUACUGUAUUACAUCAACGAGCUUCUAGAGGAAGGAUACCAGUGCCCGCCAACGUGGACGGAGCUACACCCAAGUGACCCCACCCCGUCCAACUCCGAGCCCACGACGCCGGACGCGGAGGGGGCGCCAAAGGAAAAACUGACUAAGAAGCUGUCACUAGAAGUGCCGCAGAGCAACAGCGUGAACAGCCGGCACGCAGAAGCGCAUCAUCAUAAUCACCACGGGAAUCAUAUCCACGGCAAUCAUCCCCACCGGCACCGUAACCAGAGCAGCGAGGGCACGAGCGAGAGCACGCCCUCAACGUCGCGAGCCAGGCAGAGCAGCUUCAAGGAUAACACGCGGAGAAGAUUGGCGUCCAGCACCAUGGAGAGGGGCGCCGUAGGGGGCAUGGGAUCGGAAGAAGAGGUAUCCAAGGUGGACGAGGAUUACAUUGAGCAAUACCUAGGACCGCUGACUCUGGUGCAGGAGAGCCGACUGAUCGAGCUCAGAGAAUGGCUGAAUGAAACGCACAAGGGAAAGAUGCCUAAAGACAUGCACCUGCUGCGCUUCCUGCGGGCGCGGGACUUCAACACGGAGAAGGCCCACGAGAUGAUCACAGAGUCUCUUGCCUGGCGCAAGCAGCACCAGGUGGACAAGAUCCUCAGCACCUGGCAGCCGCCUGAGAUCCUGACCAGGUCCUUUGCUGGAGGCUGGCAUUACAAUGACAUAGAUGGUCGACCUCUUUAUAUUGUUCGUCUGGGUCAGAUGGAUGUCAAGGGAUUAAUCAAAGCCGCUGGAGAGGAGGCUAUACUUAGACAUGUCCUGUCCAUCAAUGAGGAAGGGCUGAGGCGCACCGAGGAGGCCACCCGCAAGGCCGGCCGACCCAUCAGCUCCUGGACUUGCCUGGUGGACUGCGAGGGUCUCUCCAUGCGCCACCUCUGGCGCCCGGGGGUCAAGGCCCUGCUCCGCAUGAUCGAAGUCGUCGAGGCAAACUACCCAGAGACCAUGGGGAAACUCUUGAUCGUCCGCGCCCCGCGCGUCUUUCCCGUCAUCUGGACCCUGGUCUCGCCGUUUAUCGAUGAGAACACGCGACAGAAGUUCUUGAUCUACGGCGGGAAGAACUACAUGGAGCACAUCGGGGGCUUGCCAGACCAUAUCGACCCCCGGUUCAUUCCGGAUUUUCUGGGCGGGGAGUGUUAUUGCAAUGUACCAGAGGGCGGUCUGAUCCCCAAGACCUGUUACCGCUCCAUGGAGGAUCUGCAGAACCCGGAUGAACUACCCCUGUGCUCAGAGACCGUCUACAAAUCAGCCACAGUGCAGAAAGGUCUACCUCAAGAGGUCCUUAUCCACAUCACGGACGCCCACCAAGUCCUGACCUGGGACUUUGACAUCUUGCGCGGGGACGUUGUCUUCUCAGUCCUGAUGUCGCGACGGCCCCUGACCGUCCACAAGGAACCCAUGGGCCCCAUGGGACCCACCAACUCGGUGGUCAUUGACAAGUCUCACGUCUGCGGAGUGGACUACAGACAGGUGGAGCUGCCGCUGGUCUGCAAAGCAGGGGCUAGUAUUCAGGGUUCUCACGUGUGUCAGGCCCCCGGCUGGUACAUCUUGCAGUUCAAGUUCUACAGCAGCAGUUCCAGCCUCUCCAAGACAGACCAGGCCAAGGCCCACCAUCACCAUCACAAGUCCAAGAUUAUGUACUACUAUGAAGUCUUGUCUCACGAAGAUUUCAGAGGUUCGAUGAGUAGUCUGAAGUCGUGUCACAGCGGAUUUUCAGCUCUCAGCAUCAGCAGCACAGGGUCCAGCAAAGCCAGUGGCUCCAGCUCCCAGGUGUCGCGGUGACAAUCAUAUCGCCAUGAUUCUUAGCUCUAUAACAAAAACAGAACAACAAACAAACAACUGCGGAGGUUACCGUAAUGACAACUUGUUACAAAACACUACUAUUCAAGGUUGCGAUUUGUGAAACGUGGUCCUUGCAUGCAAGGUAAAUAUAUUCGCCACCCUUCCUGCCCCCUGGACUUAGAAUGUCUGCCUGAUCAGAUUUUGUACGCUGGAGUGUUUCUCCCCUGGAUUUAGAAUGUCUGCCUGAUCAAGAUUUUGUACUCUGCACUGUGUGUGUGUCCCUCUGGAUUAAGAAUGCUGCAAGUGUGAAAGUCCAUAGAUCUUAAUGGAGAGGCCAAGAUCAGCCAACAGGUGUGUGGUGUUAGUAACCGUUGACUUACCAGAGGGUGGAAGUGUGAAUAGAGGAUCAAGAAAUGUGAUUUUACUGCACCAUUGCACCGUACAAUCGGCCCAUCUUGCAGGGAAAUCAUCUGUGUGUGCCCAACGGAACGAGAUCGCUGUAAGUCACCCGACUGUUUGGCUGCAGUGCUGCGUAAAGCUGUGUCCGGCUAUCAGUCUUUGGCGGCUACCUUUUCUGCUCCUGCCAUUGCAGAACUACUGUGGCUGUCAAAGCCGUUGACAAAAAGAAACACUGGAUUUGGACACGGCUUGCAGAUCAGAUAGUCUUGCACCAAGACUUCCCCUUCAGCUGCCACUUGGAACUUGUGCUGCCUAGUAUGAAGUUUUGCCAGCAGACAACUUAGCACCUGUUUAGUUGGUUUCAUCACAUAUCAAAUUUUCAUCUGCAAUAUUUAUACAUGUAUAAACCAUAUUGUGUAGUGUACAUACAUGUAUUACAGUAGUUCUCAGGGUUUUGCGUUGUUUAGCGGAUCGUUACAAGAAAAAGUAACCGUUAUUGCUAGACCCUCAUACAUAUUCCAUUGUGUGUGUUGUGUGUGUGUGAUG
Messenger RNA from Patiria miniata (bat star), 3593 nucleotides. Its product is annotated as SEC14-like protein 1. The record is from RefSeq and is a predicted model, not a curated record. The coding region runs from base 342 to 2648 and encodes 768 amino acids. Gene Ontology annotation, cellular component: cytoplasm. Lineage: Eukaryota; Metazoa; Echinodermata; Asteroidea; Valvatida; Asterinidae. The transcript is spliced from 13 exons.